AUGUGUGGAAUAUUUUGUUAUAUUUAUCACAAAAAGGAAAAUAAUGAUAAGCGUGGACCAGAUAAAUUAUCAUCUUACAGCCAAACCUUUAAUGAACAAUUAGUAGAAACAAUAAAUCUAAUUGAAGGUCCUUUCAGUUUGAUAUAUUACCAAAAAUCUACCAACUUGCUCUACUUUGGAAGAGAUUUUAUUGGCCGUCAUAGUCUCUUAAUAAAAGUAGAAAAAAAUGAAUCUUUUAUGCUAACUUCAACAGCUAAUAAAAGUAUAGAAAAUAUAAUUGAAUUGCCAGCAUGUGGAAUAUUCGUCAUGGACUGUAACAAUUCCAAUUUUGACUUAGCUUGUUAUCCAUGGCAUGCUUCGCAUCAGAGAUGCCAAACAAUUCUAAAUGACUUAAAUCUUCCAAUAAAUAUCACUGUUAAGGAAUCAAUAUUAUCUUCAAAAUUAACAGACAAUAAUCUAGAAACAAUUCCUGAUAAUUUAUCUUAUUUUGAAGCUGACUUAGAUACAAAAGAUGUAAAAAAAUCAAUGAGCGAGUUGUUAAAAAAUUCUGAAAUUAAUGAACGUGUUGAAAGUCUUUGGAAGCUUUUAAAAAAAUCUAUAGAAGUAAGGAUAAAAUUAAAACCAGAGUACUGUAAAAAUUGUAUAAAGCUUAUUUUAGCUGAUGAAAUUAAUUUAAAGUGUAAUCACUCUAAAAUUGGUAUUCUUUUUUCUGGAGGUUUAGACUCGACAAUUUUAGCGGCUAUUGCUAAUGAAUUUGUACCUGAUACUGAAAGCAUUGACUUGAUUAACGUGGCUUUUGAAAAAAAAUUAAAAUCUAAUGGAGAAAAAAUUAAAUCCAAUUGUGGAGUUUCAAUUUUUGAUGUACCUGAUAGACUUACUGGCCGACAAGCUUUUAAAGAAUUAGAAAAACUUUAUCCUAAUAGAAAUUGGAAUUUUAUAGAAACAAAUGUUUCGCGGAAAGAGUUAGAAGAUUGUUGUGAAAAUAUAAUUAGUCAUUUAAUUUAUCCGCUAAAAACAAUUUUAGAUGAAAGUUUAGGGUGUGCAGUUUGGUUUGCCAGUCGUGGUUCUGGUUUGUUGUCUAAUGAAGAAUUUUAUGAGUCUCCUUGUAGAGUACUACUUCUUGGAAUGGGCGCAGAUGAACUUUUCGGAGGAUAUACUAGACAUAGAACUACGCUUCGUCGCCAGGGUUGGAAAGCACUCUGGCAGGAGUUAAAUAUGGAGUUGUUCAGAAUAUCUGAAAGGAACUUGGGCAGAGAUGAUCGGGUUAUCUCCAAUCACGGCCGUCAAUCUCGUCUGCCUUAUCUCGAUGAAAAUGUGAUACAAUAUGUAAAAAGUCUUAAGCCUUGGGAGCGUUGCUAUCCGACUGAAAAAAUGCCUCCUGGAUUUGGUGAUAAAUUAUUACUGCGUCUUUUAGCGUUUAAAAUUGGAUUACAUGAGACUGCGAAUAAAACUAUGGACGCGCAAUAUUUAUCGUUAAUUUCUCAAGCAGAAACUAAAAUCAGUGAUAAUAAUUCAUUAUUAACAUCAACAAAAAUUCGGAAUUCUAAAAUAAAAGAUGUAUUUAUAAGUGCUUGGCCCAAAGGAUUGGAAAAAGAAUUCAAUCAACUACUAACCCGCGAAGCCGUAGAAUUUAUAGUAGACCUAAUUGUCGAGUUUGAAGACGGCAUCAAUAAUCUUUACAGCAGUAGAUUUAAAAGAAAACUCCAACAAACAAGUCUUAAAAAUACUUUAAAAUUUUUAAAACCAAAUACCGAUGAUUGGAAAGUGGCUCCAGUAAGUGAUCGUUUGAGCAAUCGCCGUUUGGAUUUAGGAGAUGUAAGCCCAAGUAACUUGGAGCACUUUAGUGCAGCAAUGUGUGCUGAUGUCCAAGGAAUCCAGGUUGAUUUUGACGAUGGACACUGUCCCACAUGGUUCAAUCAAAUCUACGGUCUUCAUAAUGUUUACAAAGCAGUCCACAAUCUCUUUCCAAGACUCCCUGAUGUUUCUCAAGCACCUAUUCUGAUGCUAAGACCGCGAGCUUGGAAUAUGCUGGAGGAUAAUUUUAGCAUCAAUGGAAAAUCCAUUCCCGGUUCAUUAUUUGACUUUGCAUUAUUAAUUUUUCAUAAUGGUAAAAAACUCCAGCAGUCAAACAACGGACCUUGUUUUUAUCUUUCCAAACUUGAGAGUUAUCAAGAAGCUAAACUCUGGAAUGAUAUUUUUUCUUGGAGUGAAAAUAAACUUGAACUUCCUUACGGUUCAAUUAAAGCCUGUGUGCUUAUUGAAAAUAUUUUAGCCAUUUUUGAAAUAGAAAAUAUUUUAUACGAGCUUAGAGAUCACUCUCUUGGUCUCAAUUGCGGAAUUUGGGACUAUGCAGCGUCAAUUAUUUCUAAAUUUUCUAAUGAUGAGUCAUUUGUUAUUCCAGACAGGAAUAAAUAUCUUGUAAUUAAAACUUGUCAUAAAAGAGGAACUCAUGCGACUGGUGGUAUGAUUGCAAGUUACUUACAAAAAAAUAUUGGCUCCGAAGACUAUCAGAAUUUAUUAAACGACAUCUUGGAGAGUAAAUUGAUGGAAAUUCAAGAAGGCAUUGAUGGUUUUUUGAUUUAUGAUUUGUCUUUAAUCUCUGCAAUAAAAAAUCUGUGGAAAAACUUGAAGGAAAUAACUAAAGAAGAUUUGUUAACACUUCCUAAAGGCGGUGUUACUAUUGAAGGAUUGAAACACAAUAUUCGUGUCUCUAUUUUGUUUAUUUACAACUGGCUAAAUGGUAAAGGACACUUUGUUCAUCAAAAUUCAGUUGAAGAUUCGGCUACUGCUGAAAUAUCAAGGUCACAAAUCUGGCAGUGGAUAAGACACUCAGCGAGAUUAGAGAGUUUUGAUGAUGUAGUUGUUACCAUAAAAAUGGUCCAUUAUUUUGCUAAAGAAAUUCUUGAGAAUCUUUUAAUUGAAUCUGAAAAAAAUGGGGGUAAAUAUCAAAAUUAA
This is a messenger RNA of Cotesia congregata, 2955 nucleotides long. Lineage: Eukaryota; Metazoa; Arthropoda; Insecta; Hymenoptera; Braconidae. The record is from the annotation of a GenBank genome assembly.